This is a messenger RNA of Henningerozyma blattae CBS 6284, 2199 nucleotides long. RefSeq names its product Cdh1p (gene CDH1). Gene Ontology annotation, molecular function: anaphase-promoting complex binding; protein binding; ubiquitin ligase activator activity. The record is from RefSeq and is a predicted model, not a curated record. Gene Ontology annotation, cellular component: anaphase-promoting complex. The coding region runs from base 1 to 2199 and encodes 732 amino acids. NCBI's taxonomy places the organism in Eukaryota, Fungi, Ascomycota, Saccharomycetes, Saccharomycetales, Saccharomycetaceae. The transcript has a single exon. Gene Ontology annotation, biological process: positive regulation of ubiquitin protein ligase activity; anaphase-promoting complex-dependent catabolic process; positive regulation of anaphase-promoting complex-dependent catabolic process.
AUGCCUGAGAAAAUACCCAACUCAUUUCUAAACAAUACGCCAAAUUCUUCUCCUUUAAAAUCAAAAGAUAGAAAAAGAUUCAGGCGGCGAUCGGUCUAUAUUGGAUCUUCAUCUUCGAGCUCUUCGAUACUAAGUUCACCAUCAAAGAGAAAUAACAAGAAUAUUUAUAAUAAUCCACAUAGUGCACACAGCACUAACAAUAAUAUCUCAAUUAAUCACUCAAGUAGUACAAUCGGCUUGCAUCAUAGUAAUAGUGGUAAUAAUAGUAAUAACGGUAGUUCAAGUAAUUUGAACUUAAAUCUAACAAAGGCAAAAAGUAAAAAUACUGUACAAUAUAAUGAUCGGUUUUUACCUAAUAGAACAGACUUAGAUUACAAUUCAAUGGGCUCACUAUCUAAUUCUAUAAAAAUUUCCUUAAACAGUAAGCCUUCGAGCACAGAGGAUCAGAUAGAAGUUCAAAAAGAACGGCAAAUUGAUGAAACCUUUGAUGCUUUAUUAAAGAAUGAAAUUUUUGGUGAAAAAUUAUUAAAAGAUUCUUUGAACAAUGAAUCUACCAUCGAUAGAAUUAAAAGUACAAGAAACUCAACCAAUUUCUCAAAUACACGACGGAGAUUGUUUGAUAAUUCAAAUAAUUCACCUACUAAUAGCAAUGGUCCAAAUAUUUUUUUGUCAGGAUUACCAUCAAAUUCAAACUAUACAUCUUCUGGAAAUAGUAACGCUUCUGCUGAUAAUAUCAGUAUUACUAAUAAUAACAGUAGUAAUAUUAAUAAUAAUAAUUCUGGUCAUAAUGUUAAUAAUCUUUAUGGUCGCAAUCCAACUACCUCAAAUACUACUAGCCCCACACGAUUAUCACAUUCAAAUACGUAUUCAUCAUCUAUACAUAACGAUGAUUCACUCGAUUCUAUUGAUUAUUCCAGUGAUGAGCUAGUAUCUACCCCUCCAGAUUCUCAACAGUUUGGAAAUUUCUAUCCUACCUCAAUCCCUUCAACUCCAAAUAGAGGUAAUUCAUUAAUAAAAAAUAAUAAUUUAAAUGGUAAUAACAAUAAUAUGAAUGAUAGUAUUUUAUCUAGUAAUGUUUAUACAACGAGAGGCGCUACUGUUUUGACAUAUAGAAACCAAUCUCCAAGACGUUUAUCAACAGCAUCAUUACUUCAUUCUCAAUUUUUUGAUUCAGUAUCGCCAGUCAGGCCAGAUUCAAAAAAAUUAUUAUUAUCCCCAACUAAAAAAUUUAGAGAAAUUGCAAAAGUUCCGUUCCGUGUACUAGAUGCACCUUCUCUGGCAGAUGAUUUUUACUAUGAUUUAAUAGAUUGGUCGUCAACUGAUAUGUUAGCAGUUGCCUUGGGUCAAUCUAUUUUCUUAACCGAUAAUAAUACAAGUGAAAUUAUUCAUUUAUGUGAUACAAAAAAUGAAUUUACGAGUUUAAGCUGGAUAAAUACAGGUUCACAUAUUGCAAUUGGCCAAAGUAAUGGCAUAAUAGAAAUUUAUGAUGUUACAAAGAGAAAGUGUAUCAGAACUUUAUCUGGUCAUACUGAUCGCACUGCAUGUUUAUCAUGGAAUUCACAUAUAUUGACAUCUGGUAGCAGAGAUCGUACAAUACUGCAUAGAGAUGUUAGAAUGAAGGACCCAUUUUUUGAACGAAUAAAAUCCCACACUCAGGAAGUUUGUGGUUUAAAAUGGAAUGAGUCGGAUAAUAAAUUAGUCUCUGGUGGUAAUGAUAACACAGUUAAUAUUUAUGAUGGGUGUAUGCCAACACCGCUUUUAACGUUGGAUGAACAUACUGCUGCAGUAAAAGCUUUGGCAUGGUCUCCGCAUAAAAGAGGAAUAUUGGCAACAGGUGGGGGUACUGCUGAUAGAAAAUUAAAAAUUUGGAAUAUUAAUAGUUCAGUGAAAGUAAAUGAAGUUGACACGGGUUCUCAAGUUUGUAAUAUGAUAUGGUCAAAAAAUUCUGAUGAACUUGUAACUUCUCAUGGUUAUUCUAAAUAUAAUUUAACAUUGUGGAAUUAUCCAACAUUAGAUCCUAUUGCAAUUUUGAAAGGGCAUAGUUUUAGAGUUCUUCAUUUAACAUUAUCAUCAGAUGGUACAACGGUAGUUUCUGGUGCAGGUGAUGAAACUUUGAGAUAUUGGAAAAUAUUUGAUAAAGUAAAAGCUAAACCAAAAAGAUCAUCAAUACUUUUCGAUUCAUUUAAUCAAAUUAGAUAA